AUGUUGUUUUCGACACUGCUGCUAUUGCAUUUGGGAUUUUUCUUUCUAUGGGGCUUGCAGCUCAUGUUGGCUGGGGCUUCUCCUCUAGUCAAGAGAAGAGCUGCGUCGUCUGAGGACAUGAAAGCCAGUGUCUUCAAUCCCAAUUUGAAUUUGUUUAAUACUGAUCCCUUUGAGGGCAUUGACAUGAACCAAAAUAAAUUUCGUUAUUCCAAAUUGCCCCCUAUAUUGUCAAGUCCAAACGCAACUCAAAGAACAAUCAAACCUGGCGAAAUUCCGAGCUAUGUGCUAGAGUAUUGUCCAUUUGUUCAUUUAUACUCAGAAGAGAGAUACCUUCCCUACGAUGUUAAUGAGUUUGUUUCGAACUUCCAUUUAACGUUUUUCAAUGGCACAAACCUAACAGACCACGAUAAACUAAACGGAAGCCCAUUGACGUUGAAAGAGUUGGCGAAUUACGCAAAAUUAUCCCAAGUCGAAGAGGUCUAUUUAACUUCCAAUGAAGAUUUCAGUAAAGAUCCAAAGUGGCUAACUGGCUUGAAAAACAAACCAUCGUUAGAAACUGGCUUGAUCAAAAAUGCCCCUGCUAUACUAAUAGUAGUAGAUAAAGGCAAUGGAUGGUUAGACUCGUUUUGGUUUUAUUUCUAUAGUUUCAACUUGGGUCCUUUUGUAAUGGGCCAUGGUCCCUAUGGUAAUCAUGUUGGUGAUUGGGAACACUCUUUGGUUCGUUUUUACAACAAAAAGCCAAUGCUAUUAUGGAUGUCUUCUCAUGGUGGUGGCGAUGGUUACAUAUUCAAUGCUAUUGAAAAAUUUAACCAUUAUCCAAACAAAUUGCAAAAAAACAGAAGACGUCAAAAGGAAAAUAAAACCUACGAUCCAAGAAAUAAAAGACCUAUCAUCUUCAGCGCAAGAGGCACCCAUGCCAAUUACGCUUCUGUGGGCCAGCAUGCUCACGACAUUCCUUAUUCCAUAUUGAGUGACUUUACUGACAGAGGCCCAUUAUGGGAUCCUUCAUUAAACUUCUUGGGCUACACAUAUGAUUCUAAUGACAAUCUAACUCCUCAAAAUGGUUCCCACUAUCCUGAGUCAACCUAUGGUGAUUGGUUGAAAUUCAGAGGCCAUUGGGGUGAUAAAAAGAUCCCACCAAGCGAUAGUAGACAGGUUUGGUCUCCCUGGGAAUGGAAAUACAUUGAUGGUCCAAGAGGUCCCUUGAAUAAAAAUUUGAUCAGAACAAUAACAUGUCAAAGAUUUAAAUGGUGGAACUUUUGGAAUGGCUGCAAAAUAAACACCUACAUCAAAAUGGGCGAUGGUGUUGAAAGUGAAGGAGCAGCAAACUGUAGAGUUUUAAAUAAUAAAAUUCAAAAUGAUUUUUUCAGGUUUAUUUUAACUUAUGUUAGUUAUGGAGGAUGGUUGUGUUACUUUAUUGAUUAUUUCUGGGGCUAA
Molecule: messenger RNA, 1437 nt
Organism: Ascoidea rubescens DSM 1968
Lineage: Eukaryota; Fungi; Ascomycota; Saccharomycetes; Ascoideales; Ascoideaceae
Exons: 2
Coding region: 1-1437 (478 amino acids)
Source: RefSeq, a predicted model, not a curated record